UGCUUCCACAAGGAUUCCCUAUAUCUCCCGUUAUAACUCUGAGUUUGUACUAAUGUCUUUGCCUGUACCAAGAUGGCGGCGGAACUUCCUCUUCCGGUGUUGUGGCGGAAGUGCUGUCACAAAAAAGAUGGCGGAGAGCAGGAGCGGUCCGUACUGCCCCCGAGAGAGAGGGGAGCGGGUAUCGCUUAAUGUCGGGCUUUACCUGCUGGGGCUCCUGUCUCUGCUCAGCGCCCUGCCGCACUCCCAGGCCACUACUCACUGGGUUGUUACGGAGGAUGGGAAGAUCCAGCAGCAGGUGGAUUCCCCCAUGAACCUGAAGCACCCUCACGAUCUUGUGAUUCUAAUGAGACAAGAGACCACCGUUGGCUACCUCAAAGAGCUGGAGAAGCACUUGGUUGCUCAGAAGAUCCACAUCGAGGAGAAUGAGGACAGAGACACGGGCCUAGAGCAGAGGCACUACAAAGACGACCCAGACUGUAUCAAAGCCAAAGUGCCUUUGGGAGACCUCGACUUGUAUGACGGCACGUUCAUUUCAUUGGAAAGCAAGAAUAUCAGCCCUGAAGAUUACGCUGAUCUGCACAGUGCGUUACCUCCCGACUUAAUGCAGCCAGACUGCACAAAGAUCAUAGAGCUUCCAUUCAGCAUUCAUGCCUUUCACCAUCUCCGGGGCAUUCAGGAGAGGCUGAACCUUUCUGCCCCGCUGUUGCCUAAAGAGGACCCAAUAUUCAGUUCGCUGCACCGGCGGCUAGGGAGAACGAUCGAUGAGAUGGGUCACAGAAUACACGAAGGCCUUCUAAAGAAUACCACCUCCUGGGUUCUAUAUAAUAUGGCAUCUUUUUAUUGGAGGAUAAAAAACGAGCCAUACCAAGUUGUGGAGUGCGCCAUGCGAGCACUUCACUUUUCUUCCAGACAGAACAAAGACAUUGCACUGGUGAACAUGGCGAAUAUUUUGCACAGGGCGCAUUUCUCUGCGGAUGCGGCCAUUCUGGUCCACGCGGCACUGGACGUGUCCAGCGACUUCCUCACCAGUCACUACACACUCGGGAAUAUAUAUGCAAUGCUUGGGGAAUACAACCACUCAGUGCUGUGCUAUGAUCGCGCUCUGCAAGUGAAGCCGGGGUUCGAUCACGCUAUAAAGAGAAAGCACGCCGUGCUCUGCCAGCAGAGACUGGAACAGAAACUGGAGGCCCAGCACAGGUCCCUCCAGAGAACCCUGAAUGAGCUGAAAGAGUAUCAGAAGCAGCACGAUCAUUAUCUGAGGCAGCAAGAGAUCCUGGAGAAGCACAAACUGAUCCAGGAGGAGCAAAUUUUACGCAACAUCAUCCACGAAACCCAAAUGGCCAAGGAGGCCCAGCUGGGGAACCAUCAGAUAUGCCGUAUCAACAAUCACAAGCACAGCUUGCAUUGCCCGUGGGACCUUCCGGUGCGCUACCACAGAGGAGACAUCUUUGAGAAUGUGGAGCAAGUCUUGUUUGGUGAAGACAUGCCGUAUGCACACAUGACAUCUGGGAAUCACGAUGUGCCCGCAAAUCAGAGCAUCCUACUUGAUCAGCCCCUUGUUCCUCGUUCACCACUUAAGGUGUGGGACAUGGGGGCCGAUAGUUUUGCUCAAGAGCCAAGCCAACUGUGGCCUCAAAAAGCAGAAUGUGCCAAGAGUUACCCAACUAUUCCUGCACCUGAAGAUCUUCCAACGUACUACCUACCUCCUGAACAGAGAGUCCUGGGUGUCAUUCCAGUCGUAUCAAAGCUGAUCAACACAGGCAGUGACACCCAGACUCCAGACUGCGCGUCCGUAAGCGACGUGCGCAGAAAUGAAAGCCUGCACCAACUGCUGCUAGAGCUGGAGAGCAGGAUGGACCUGAAGCAGCUUAAACCGGACCCCUACGCCCGACAGAUUUUCCUUUCCCGAGCCAACAACAUCAGUGUGUCCGAAGAGGAAACAGCUGCCUCCCUGUCUCACUUUAUAGCAAACCCAGUGGGUCCCAUCUGGUCCGUGCUGAAUGAGGCCGCUUUAUAUUGGCGCGCCGUAGGAAACAGCACCCAAGCCCUCGCCUGCUUGCGUAGGGCACUGAACCUCUCUCCGCCCCAACAACAACACAUUCCAUUGGUCAAUCUGGCCAAUUUACUAAUGCACUACAAUCUCCACUCGGACGCCAGCAAGCUGCUACUUCAAGCGUUGGCUAUCGAAAGUUCAGAGCCACUAACCCUGCUGAGCCUGGGGAACGCGUACCUCUCCCUCAAGAACCUAACGGGGGCGCUACAAGUCUUCCGAGCCGCGCUGGAUAUGAGAAAGCGCUGCCCAGAGUGUGAGGGCAGCUUACAGCUGAUUCGCUGCUUGCAGCUCUACCCGUUUCUGUAUAAUGUCAGCUCUUCCGUCUGCAGCGCAGGACGUUGCCGUGCAGACCAUAAUAAAGACGACCACAACGCGCAGAAAUAUUUCCACUCUUACCCACAAUCCUUUGAGGAAACAGACGACAAAAGAUCGCAAGUGGCUACCGAUGAGGCGCGACCCGCGUCCAGCCUGCAGCUUGAGAACGUCGUCUUGGCCGACAAUAUCAGCACGGAGGAGAAGGAGACGGCGGGGGAGGCGCCGGUGUCGGAAGAGAUGCUCGCCUUGGUGGACGAGUUUGAGAACUCGUGGCCCCUGGAAGCCUUCGAGGGGGCUCUGGAGCUCAAGGGCCGCCGGAUGGAUCUACAGGGCAUCCGAGUCCUGAAGAAGGGGACGGAGGAUGGGCAGUCUUGCUUUGGCGACUGUGACGAUGACGACGAGGCCGAGUGGAUCACCUUUCAGGUAAAGCGCCUGAAGAAGCCAAAGAUGGACGGUCCCGGCUCUGCGGAUCUGAUUGGCGCAGCAGAAGAAGAAGCCGCUGAAGGCGACAGUGACUACCAAGCUGCUCUAGAGAUUAGUGGCCCAAAGAUACCAGCCCCUGGCCCACAAGGAAAGCGACCAGACUACCAGAAACUUGGGUGGCCGAGCCCCGAAGAGUGCCUGAAGCACCGCAGGGUGGAGCUCUCUACUGUGGCCAGCACGUGGCUAGCCGUGUCUGCUAAAAAUAUAGAUAUCACAGAACAUGUGGACUUUGCCACCGCGCUUCAAGAACCGGGGGUGGAGCCACUGUGUAACGGCAACAUGGCCGCCAGCAUGCACACGUUGGAUCACCUGUACGGCGUCGCCAACCGCGCCGCUAUCCACUACACAGGAGAAAGCCAACUCAAGGAGGUUCUGCAGAAUUUGGGGAAGGACAAGUUCCCCCCUCAAUCGCUGGAGCAAGUAGGAACCCGGAUCAUGAAAGUCCUAGAGAAGAACCAGACGUCGUGGGUCCUUUCCAGCAUGGCCGCUCUGUACUGGAGGGUUAAGGGCCAAGGCAAGAAGGCAAUCGACUGCUUACGGCAGGCCCUGCACCAUGCCCCCUAUCACAUGAAGGACGUGCCCCUCAUCAGCCUGGCAAACAUCUUUCACAACGCCAAGCUGUGGAACGACGCCAUCAUCGUGGCCACCAUGGCGGUGGAGAUUGCUCCUCACUUUGUGGUCAAUCACUUCACGCUGGCCAACGUGUAUGUAGCAAUGGAGGAGUACGAGAAGGCGAUGGGAUGGUACGAGUCCACUCUCAAGCUACAGCCGGAAUUUGCCCCCGCCAAGGAUCGAAUUCGUGCCAUUCAGUGUCACCUGCUGAUGAAGAAGGGAAGGCCGGCCCCUUAGUGUCCCCUCCCCUUACAAAUUAUUGUUUUUAACUCCACCCCCCCAGUAACUAUUAUUGAUCUGUGUUGGAAGUUGGGCUCAUGGAGUAACGAUGGGGGUGUCUCGGGUUGCAAGGUUUCGAUCAAACGGAGACGAAUCCCAUCGCUUUUAUCAGGGUGGGCGGGGUUUUAAAGUCAUUCAUGUUUUUUUUCUUUAUGUUAUUGGCCACGGCUUUGGGGGGCACUGUUAUAAGAAGGGGGAGAUUGGUGUUUUUUUUUUUUUCUAAUUAAAUCUGUAUUGCGCGGGGUGGCAGGGAGCGACGCAGAGACUAAAUCAUUCGCAGAGCCCAGGAAUGCAAUGAUUGGGCAGAAAGGGGACAGGGGGGCGGUCCUUAAUGCAUUAAAUAUAAUGGUUUCAUUCAUUUACGUGUCUCAAGAGAAGCUGCUGUGAUAUUUUAUUACAUUCCCUACAAAUGAAUGGGUUCCCAUGAUAGGCUUACUAGCUCCGCCCCACGUGGGGCUAAAGGCGGGCAUACAUGGCAAGCUGCCAACUCGUUAAGGGGAACGCGUCGGUUCGUUGAUGUCGUCUUUUCCGGGUUGGUCUUCCUAGACCCAAUAGGGUAAAGAUUUGCUCAUUUGGCAACUCCAUAUUGGCAGGUUAGAAAAGCAACUGGUCGAGGAGAACAUCAGGGCGUUGAUGCGGUCCUCUACUGGUCGGACUUCCAUGGCCAAGCCAGAGAGAGAUCUGCUCAUUGGUGGCUUCAGUGACAGGUUAGAAACUCUUAGUCUUCCUAGAACUUCACAACGAUGCGAUAAUUGGCCCAGGAGCCAAAUGCUUGGAUCUUCUUGGUUCAGAUACCCAAUUGGGUAAAGAUCCGCUCGGUUCUAACUUAAGACUGACUAGCCCCGCCCUUGAUGUUGAAGACCUUGGUUGUAUGGACUAAACAUCUCUAGUGUCUAAUGGAGCUUUAAUGGAUCUUCUCAACCCAUAACCAUCUUCCCUUCCCCUAAUAACGUUUGGGCACCAAUGGGACAAAAGGUUUAGGGUUCAGAUGACACUUUUUGAAGACCUAAGAAGUGUCCAGUGUUGGGUUGUAUUGACCAAUCAGGUCCUUAAGGAAAAUGCACUUUUCCCAGCCUUAUUUUGUCCCAAACUUAGAAUCUUCGAUCAUCUUCGAGAUCAUGUAGAAGCCAAUGGCAAAUGUCCAUUUACAGCUGGAAGGGACGUCUGCCACUGACUUCUCCGUGAUGACAGUUUUUGCUGGCAAAUUUUUGUUUUUUUAGCCAUUUGGACGCAUUGUAAAUAUCAACAAAGUUGCAGCUUUUUUCUGCAACUUUAGUGCUAAGAAUCCGGAUCAAAAAAAUGUGAUAGUUGGUAAAUGAUCCCCUAUGGGUGGUUUUUCCUUUAGCCCCAAAAUACCAGUUAUUUGACGCUACAUUAUAAAAUGGCCGUAGAACUGAAGCAGGAAUUGUACUUCCAUAAUGGUGACCGUUCUUGCCUUCCUUUUCCUGGUGUUCAUCUAUUAUUUAUCACAUCUGGGGGGAAUCUAUUCCAUACGGCGCCGCCAUGAUGGAUCCGCAGAGUCGGACGCUUCCCACGAGUUUCAUUGAACGGCGUUGAGCGGUUAGCACUUGAGUUUUGCCGCCCAAUCUUAUUCAUGUCGGACCAUUUCACUAGUGUGGGAAUGAGUGGGGUUCUAGGUGUGGGUCUGGUCGUGCAGCCGGGAAAUUCCGUCUGGAUUGGGACGUUUGUACAGGGAACACUACAAAUAAAAUUGUUCUUAAGCAAA
Molecule: messenger RNA, 5468 nt
Organism: Xenopus tropicalis (tropical clawed frog)
Lineage: Eukaryota; Metazoa; Chordata; Amphibia; Anura; Pipidae
Gene: ttc17
Product: tetratricopeptide repeat domain 17
Exons: 25
Coding region: 53-3700 (1215 amino acids)
Source: RefSeq, a predicted model, not a curated record